Molecule: messenger RNA, 1632 nt
Organism: Gallus gallus (chicken)
Lineage: Eukaryota; Metazoa; Chordata; Aves; Galliformes; Phasianidae
Gene: MRPL19
Product: mitochondrial ribosomal protein L19
Exons: 6
Coding region: 10-777 (255 amino acids)
Biological process (GO): translation
Cellular component (GO): ribosome; mitochondrial large ribosomal subunit
Molecular function (GO): structural constituent of ribosome
Source: RefSeq, a predicted model, not a curated record
GUAGUCACUAUGGCAGCCGCCUGCGGGAAGGUGCUGCUGCGGGCUGCCCUGCCCGCCCGGUGGUUUUCUUCCUCGAUGUGUCGAAUGAACAGAGAUGGAGAGCCCACGAAAUUCCAGCCGCCCCCGAAGCCCGUCAUUAUUGACAAGCAGAAGCAGAGAGAGGAGAGGAGGUUCUUGAGCCCUGAAUUUAUACCUCCCAGAGGAAGAACAGAUCCUCUGAAAUUCUACAUGGAAAGAAAGGAUAUGAUACAGAGACGAAAAGUUUUCAAUAUCCCCGAGUUCUACGUUGGUAGUAUACUUGCUGUUACCACUGCAGAUCCGUAUGCUGAUGGCAAAACCAACCGGUUUGUAGGGAUCUGCAUUCAAAGAGGAGGAAGAGGGCUUGGUGCUACCUUUGUGCUUCGGAAUGUGAUAGAAGACCAAGGUGUUGAAAUUUGUUAUGAACUGUACAGUCCUCGAAUCCAGGAAAUCACAGUUCUGAAGCUGGAAAAAAGGCUGGAUGACAACCUGACAUACCUGAGAGAUGCCCUUCCUGAAUAUAGUACUUUUGAUAUGAAUAUGAAACCUGUAUCUCAUUUAGACCAUGAAGAAAUUCCUGUAAACAAGCUGCAGGUCAGAAUGAAACCUCAACCAUGGUCAAAACGGUGGGAGAGGCCGAAAUACAACAUUAAAGGAAUAAAAUUUGAGCUACCCGAGAAAAAAAUGAAGGAAGCACAGAAGUGGAAGCAGCCCUGGCUGGAAUUCGAUAUGCUGCGAGAGUACGAUACUUCAAAAUAGAGGAAAAAAUAUGGAGGGAAGUGAGUGAAGAGCUGAACAAGUAACAGCUUUGAAUUCAAUGUAAGAAUUGUCAGUUUUCAAGUUUCGUACGCAAAUAAAAGACAGUAAAAUUUCAGCAGUUCUUGUCUGAACGUUAAACUGUCCGUUCCUGAAAACAAAUAUUCCCUUUUCUGACCAGUGUUACAGUGUGUUCAGCCCUGCUUCUGCCUUUCCUUCUAAAUCACAGCUAAUAGGUGUUGUGUUGUCACUUCCAAAUAAUUGUUUCUUCUGUCGUUGCAAAGUAGACGGGUCAAUUGUGAAAAUGCUUCAUUCAGUAGGUUCAGAAGGGGGCGAGGGAAGGGCAAAAUCAGGUCUCUGCAGUAUAGAAAGAAGAGCUUCAUAGCAAGAAAAGAGAAAGCAGCUUCACAAGGUAGACAUAAGGGGCAAAUAGAGAUAGUUUAUGUAGAGAGUAUUAGAAAACAAGGGAUUCCAAGCACUUUCACAGGCGCUAGGUCCAGAAUAACAAGGAGAAUGAAGGCCAUAAAGAUAAGGACCGGAGAACAGCUCGAAAACAUUUGGCAGGGAGGAAACCAGUUCGGGGGAUGCCCCCACCCUUCAGGGUCAGAAGUUUGCAGUGAGGAAGACUAUGAGCCUUCAUCAUCACGACCUACUACGCACACGCAAGGGGGGGAGGGACUGUAUGCUAAUGGGCUCUCGGGAAUGUAGUGAAUAUGUAUCCGAAUUCCUGGUUAUGUAUUAGUUUGACCUAUAUCUAUAGCACGAUUUCUUCGGACGGUGUGCAAGUUAGGUGGAGCGAUCCCCCUUCCACCAGGGUGUACGCGCGUCACCAAUAAACACAUACCUGCUCUAUAUCAU